Dictyostelium purpureum is the source of this 225-nucleotide messenger RNA. RefSeq lists its product as uncharacterized. Gene Ontology annotation, molecular function: actin binding. Lineage: Eukaryota; Evosea; Eumycetozoa; Dictyosteliales; Dictyosteliaceae. The transcript has 2 exons. The record is from RefSeq and is a predicted model, not a curated record. Gene Ontology annotation, biological process: actomyosin structure organization. The annotation marks the transcript as partial.
UUAAGAUCUGGCGUCAUUUUGUGUCAGGUUAUAAAUCAAUUAAGACCUAAUUCAAUUAAAAAAAUUAAUUUAGCACCGACCCCAUUCUAUCAAAUGGAAAAUAUUGCACAAUUUUUAAGAGUUUGUGAAAGUGUUGGCGUGGACAAAAGAGAUUUAUUUCAUUCAUUGGAUCUCUACGAAAUGAGAAAUAUGAAAUCAGUAGUCGCAACCAUUCAUGCAUUGGCA